Molecule: messenger RNA, 1474 nt
Organism: Nilaparvata lugens (brown planthopper)
Lineage: Eukaryota; Metazoa; Arthropoda; Insecta; Hemiptera; Delphacidae
Exons: 6
Coding region: 589-1422 (277 amino acids)
Biological process (GO): transcription elongation by mitochondrial RNA polymerase; mitochondrial transcription
Cellular component (GO): mitochondrial nucleoid
Molecular function (GO): DNA polymerase processivity factor activity
Source: RefSeq, a predicted model, not a curated record
UCCAUAGAAUGUGUACAACAGUAUCUGUGAUUGUACAACUUCCCCGCCCGCUUCAAGCUGGUUUCAUUGUUCAAUAGGGUAUUAGCUGUCGGGGAGCUUAGUUGUCGGGUACGAUCAUGACAACCAGACCCCUCAUAGGCCUAUCCAGCAGGGGAUUUACUGUCGGGGAGACUAGUUGACGGUAAUGAUAUAUUUUGCCAGGGGAUUUACUGACGCCUGUGAUCAAAAUAGCGAGGAGACUAGUUGUCGGGGAGACAGGUUGGCGGCGACCCCCAAAAACCACUUUUCUGGACUCAGGGGACCUUGAAACGUAUAAAAAUUUAGAAAUUGGGGUACCUUAAUUUUUUUCGGAAAGCAAUACUUUCCUUACCUAUGGUAAUAGGGCAAGGAAAGUAAAAUACCGGUAGUAUCCAACCUAACAAAAAGGGGCUUGUAGUGUACACGAUGUUCACUUGUAGUCAUUAGUUUCAGCGAAGCAACAUAACCAGACCAUUCUCAAAUCUAGCGGGAAGUAAAUGGGAAGGUGACAAUUCAACGAAGUUUACACAGACAGAGCAAGAGUUAGUUUUGGAUAAGUUGAAUAAAUGUAUGGAAAUACCUCUCAGUAUCAAGAUCAACCAAAAGAACUUGAAAACGAUUCACAAAUUCAUUGAAGAGAACAAUAGUUUUACCGAAUUUUCUCAAUUAUACCAAUUGCAAGGAAUUGGACAAAAAACCGUAAACGAAAUAUGCAAAAAGAUAAUAAAGUCUUCAAAUGUGAAAAUCAGAACAAACUUCUUGACGCCCGAAAUUUCUUCAAACAGAAAAGAGAUGAUCAGAACAAUGGUUGGAGUAGAUGUGGGGUCUGCAUGUGUGAGUUGGACGAAACUCGACUGUCCGGAGGAUAGAGUUACGAAUUGGCAUAUGGUGGAGCUGCCCGCUGCUCAAGACAUUAAAACUUUAUUAAAUAUUCACGAUUAUGUUACUAGUUUCAUCCAUGAAAUACCGCCUGGCGACAUCUAUGUACUGGAAAGUAACAAUUGGUCCAUUCUGAGUCCACAAAUGAGCCUCAGAAACCAUGUGAGAGAUGCUCAAAUAACUGCCAUAUUGACAACUAUAUUGAACUUUAACAAAGGUUCAAAUGUAACUUUGUUUGGGAAUAAUGAUGUAUUCUUCAUGCGCAGCCUGCUGGCUACCCGCCUGUUCAGUAAGCUUAUUGGCAAUGAACGAGUUUCAUCCCAACAGUUGGUACAAAAAAUGUUUGAUGGCGAAUUUCCGGACGUAUGCACAAGGUUUGAAAUAAGUUCGAUUCUGCGCAACUUCUAUUUCUCACUAGGUAAACCUUUGCGAGAAGAUAUGUGCCAGUCAUUAUUGCUUACUUUGGCGUGUAGAGAAUUACUGCUUAAUAAUAAAUCUAUGAAGGUGAAACCAGCCAAAGAUUGAAUUGACUCUAGUCUGCUCUCGAUUUGUAAAUAAAAUAUUGUGUAUCUUUAUA